AUGGCGGCAUCAUCAUAUGAGAGGAGGGAGAGGGAGGGGAAAACAGCAGAGGGAAAUGCACAAGGGUGAACUAGAGAGCAAGAGAAUAAGAGUUAGUCCUCAAUCAAGCAUCAACAAGCCGAGUGCCCUCUAAGCCCUAGAGACGUAGCCCUUGCAAUUCGAGAGGUCUCGGUCCCGCGCUCUCCCUCCAUCCCUCCUCGCCAGCCAUCCAGGUCUAACCAGAGGUCACGUCAUGAAUGCUCAAACAAAACAGAAGCAUUUCUGCUUCAUCUCAGGAGGAGCCAGGCCAAAGGGAAAUAAGUACAUGGUAUAUAGGCUAUUGGAUUGUGUUCAUACCAUUUCAGGGUCUAAGUUGCCAUUCAAUCUGCAAAAAGCUUUACCCCAAAUAAUUUAUAAACCUGUUCCUUGUAAGUGGCCAAUUUGACCUAAAUAAAAUACCAUUCAUUGUGUUAUUUAAGUCCAUCUGUAGAGAAAUCACACACAAAAUCAGGUAGCCUAAAUGCUACAAUGUUUUCUAGGGUUUACCCAUUUAGUCGACUGGUCGAUUGUUUGGUCGAUUGUUUGGUCAAUAGGCUGUUGGUGGACCGAGACAGAUCUUGAUUAUGUUGCCUGAUUGAGUGUUUGUUUAAUAGCCUACUGAUUCCGUAAGCGCCAAGCCUCAUGCAACGACAAAAUGUCAGAUAAAGCAAUUUCACAGAUUCAGCCGUUUUUAAUAUUUGCUAUACUGUAAUAAAGGCUUUAAAUUUUGUUUGUUUGAAAAUACUGGUAUUACUUAUUUAUUUAGUGUUUAUACUGUUCCAAACAGGCAGAAAAAUAAUAUUGUAAUUUAAACAGCACCUCUUUGUCACACAUAAUAUGCACUCAGCUCUAACUCCUAUACCCUCCUUUUUCUUCAUCUCCUUGUUGUUAUUAUUGCUUAUUAUUAUUAUGAUCAUCAUUAUAGUAAUAAGUAAUGUAGUUAUCAUUAGUAGGCUUUGUAUAGGAGCCUUGUAUAACCACCAUCGAGCUGUGUCCUGUUCAGUCUUAAUACCGUAACGUACUUAGGCCUAUAUUUGUGUCAAUCAAUCAUUCAUUCGUUCAUGCCAUCACACAGCAUACGAGACAUUCAUGCUUUGAAAUGCAAUCAAGCAUUUUAGUUUUGAAAUUAAAUAACAAAGGGAGCUUUGAAUACUUAGCCUAAACAAUAAAUAAAGCACAAUUCACGAAUGCAUGCACCUGUUUUUAGUCUGCUGUAAUAAAGGCUUUAUGUCUAUGUUUUCAUUACAACAGACUCUCUGGUACACUUAUUUAGUGUUUACACUUCCAAAUGGUCAGAAAGAAUAUUGUAAUCUAACAGCAACUGUUUGGCACACACAAUACUCACGCAACGCUUGCUCCUAUACACUCCUUUUUCUUGAUCUCCAGUAGUUUCCACAACUAAGUCAAAUGUCUUCCACAGAUCUGACUUUCCCUUUCCCUUCUGAGCAAGCAGUAAACAUUUGCCCAUUUCAAAUGUCUUUUUCACGUCCUCCACAUGCAUUUUGCUGUCGUGUUCGGAGUUUGUUACAGCCAAUUUAUUGAUGUUAUUAUGAUAGGCUAUAGGCCAGGCCCUAUUGGUCACAUGCAUGCGACGCUUACAUGUUUCACGUAAAGAGAGCAAGGGUUGAGGGAAUAGGGAAUGUGUUUCCUAAACACAUUUUGGAUUUCGGUAACAUAACUUUUCAGUCAGAAACAAGUAAGAAACUAAAUGGCUGAAAUAAUGUUGCAGCUUCAGCACGGACAGCGCAAUAAACACUUGCUGUGCUGUGGUGCCUUUUCGCUGCAGUAGGGAAGAGAGCGAGACAACGUGUGCCAGUCACACAGGCCCUCGCUGUAAAAACAAUUAACACAGUGUGACCAUCUGGCUUUUUCUUGAGUGUUAAUUAUUUAAUCAAACAGUAGGCUAUGCUUAAAACAUCAGACAAGCCCAGUGCGUAUGUAGUUUAUUUUAUUCAAACACAUAGUGGUCCUCUGUAGCUCAAUUGGUAGAGCAUGGCGCUUGUAACGCCAGGGUAGUGGGUUUUAUCACCGGGACCACCCAUACGUAAAAAUUUAUGCACACAUGACUGUAAGUCGCUUUGGAUAAAAGCGUCUGCUAAAUGGCAUUAUUAUUAUUAUGAUUAUUAUUAUUAUUAUUAUUAUUACAUAGGGUGUGUCUGUCUAUAUAUGGAAAAAUACGUUCUCAUCCUGUAGACUCCGGUGGCAGAACAUAUACCACAGUUUGUCAGUCCAAAUUAAACACAGAAUGGUUUGAAAAUUGCUGUUGUGACUGUGAAUGUCAGCACCCCGGGAAUCCAAUGCAAUAGUCUACUUUUAUUCUACAUAGAUUUCUGAAAUACUUUGAGAAAAUUGCAGGCAUUCAGCUUGUUCGUAUUGCCCUGGAGACUCCUGCAUGGUCUCAUAGGUGAAUACAGUUAUUUAUAUAUUAUUCAAGCACUGCCGCCUAUAUGUUACUAUAUAUUAUUAUUUUUUAAAUAUUGUAUUUAUUUAUUUAUUUUUAAAACGACACAAAACAUGCAUACAAACAUCCACAACAUCACCCCUUUCCAGACCCACCUGCUCACUAUCAAUAUGUAUUGCUAUCUUUGUCUGCUGCAGAGAGAGCGUGAGAAAAUGAGUUUUGAUCAGUCAUGGAAAUAAAAGUGCUGAAAACAUGUUGGCUCACUAUUUAAAAAGAAGACGGAGAAUAAGCUAUUGGAUGAAAAAUACAGGAGUUUUGGAUAGGGAUGGGCACAGUUAUUUUAAUAUCUGAACCGACUUUAGAAUUUGAUUACUUGGGAGAGUAUACAUUUUUUAGGAAAAAAUAUAGGCUUAUUUUAACAAUGAAAAGGCUUUGUCUAAAAUAAAAUAACAUGCAAGGAUAGACCAUUAGACAUUUCAAUAAAACAACAGUCUUAAAACAGUUUUUAUGAGUGCAACCCAUAAAGACGCACCGGUAGCCUACAUACGUUUCACACCUGUAGCUUGUUAUUGUCGGUCAAUCAAAGUGGCGCUAUAGUCCAUAUGUGUAGCAAGUAAAGUGGGAGAUGUAUUUUUUUGUUGUUAUUUAGCAGACACUCUUAUCCAGAGCGACUUACAGGAGCAAUUAGGGUUAAGUGCCUUGCUCAAGGGUACAUCGACAGAUUUUUCACCUAGUCGGCUCGGAUUAGAACCAGCAACCUUUUGGUUACUGGCACAACGCUCUUAACCACUAAGCCACCUGCCGCCCCUUAUCAACGCGAAAUGGAAUAACAAUUACGGAAUUAAGUUGGCUAAAUGAGGAGUAGGCUACAAUGAUCAACCAACAGGUAGGCUGUUGUUUAAUAUGAAUGGAAUUGUUGUAGACAAGUACGAGGAGCGCAGCAAAAUGGCCUCAAUUAGCCUUGCUACUUUAGCUAGCUGGCUAACUUAGCUGGCUUCUGUAGCUAGCUAGCUUCUUUACAACUAUUUGAUGCAGUUAGGACAGGUACUACCAGAUGGAAUGACUGACAGCCUAUGGCAGCAACAAGUUUGUCUAACUAGCGCGAGUAAGUUUGUCUAACUAGCGCGAGUCGGUUUGGCUACUUUUGCUUGCUCACUCUCUCGCUCUUGCUUGCUCUCUCUCGCUCUCUGCACCACACACACAUACUGUCACAUACCAGCCCCUGAUCCUCCCCCACCAUUCUGCUGAAACAAGCAGAGCGCAGCGCAAGUCUCCAUUUUCAUUUUUCUAAAUAAAAAAUGUUUUCUUUCCGGAUAUCCGAAAAAUAGCAUGAUAUUAUUUGAGUAGUGAAAUCAUUUCAAAUGCCUAUCCCAAGUUCUGAAGCAGGUACAGCCGACUAGCACUAGUUAAACCUACCUAGACCCCCAAAAUGUUUUUUUUUUUGGUGUGCUUAUACAGUGCCUUCGGAAAGUAUUCAGACCCCUUGAUUUUUUCCCACAUUUUGUUACAUUACAGCCUUAUUCUAAAAUUGAUUAAAUAAAUAAAAUCCUCAGCAAUCUGCAAUCCCCAUAAUGACAAAGCGAAAAUAGGUUUUUAGACAUUUUUGCUGCUUAAAAUUGGCACGUUUUUGGGGACACACCUCAUAUUUCCACCCCUCCCACCUCAGCACAAGCAAAUUGAUAUAAGACAGGUAAAUUACAAUAUUUAUUACAAUAUUUCUAAAUAGGAUUGGGUCAGAAGCAUGAUAUCAUAAAUCGCAUCUCUCGUUCCAUGAGCAUAAGGCAAUGUGUGCACACGUAGGCCAAAGGGCUCUUCGGCAGGAGGCAUGGAUGUUUGUCCUAUCCAUUGAAUAUAGUUUAUUCAAUAGUAUACACUAAUCCUAUAAUAGGCCUAAUUAUAAUAAACAUGUAGCCAAUAUAUAUAUAUAUAUAUAUAUAUAUAUAUAUAUAUUUUUGGGGGGCCUUCAACAUGGAAAUAUUUGUCCACACAUUCCAUUAAAAUAAUGCACUGCAUGUUCGAGCUAUGGGCAAUUGGAUAUUGCUCAAACGUUAUAAUAAGAUUAGCCUACCAUCGCCGUUGAUAUGGCCUGUUAGUGACUUUGUCACGUGAAAGGUAAACAAACGAACAGGCAAAAAGCAAGCGGAUUCAGCAUCAAGGACAGCGAUCAUUAUUCCCGCAAUUUAACAGUAAGGUCCAACAGAUGAAAGUGGAAGAUGCAAUUGUUCAACAAAAUGAUAAAGGAAAAACCAUAAGCAGUCUAUUGUAAUAACUUUAUGUUCCUAAACAGACUUCCUACAGUCACUGACACCUUUCAUUCAAUGGGCAUUUAAAAAAUGUCCAAUAUAAAGAAAAUAAUUGAAUUUCUGUUGAUUGUUUUGCUACUCGUGAUAUUUUAAUAAAAUAUUGGUUAUCGGCUACUGAGCGCCUCCGCUGGCAAAAAACGAUGCCAUAACCAGUUGCGUUACUGCUAAGACCAGGUUUUGGUGAGUCUUCAAUAUCACCUCUAGUGCUGCUUAAAACUGGCACACGUUUUUGGGGACACACCUCAUAUUUCCACCCCUCCCACCUCAGCACAAGCGAGCUGAUAUUAGACAGGUAAAUUACCAAGAGCAUGGACUCUACAAGGUGUUGAAAGCGUUCCAGAGGGAUGCUGGCCAAUGUUGACUCCAAUGCUUCCCACAGUUGUGUCAAGUUGGCUGGAUGUCCUUUGGGUGGUGGACCAUUCUUGAUACAAACGGGAAACUGUUGAGCGUGAAAAACUCAGCAGCGUUGCAGUUCUUUAUACAGUGAGGGGGAAAAGUAUUUGAUCCGCUGCUGAUUUUGUACGUUUGCCCACUGACAAAGAAAUUAUCAGUCUAUAAUUUUAAUGGUAGGUUUAUUUGAACAGUGAGAGACAGAAUAACAACAACAAAAUCCAGAAAAACGCAUGUCAAAUGUUAUAAAUUGAUUUGCAUUUUAAUGAGGGAAAAUAAGUAUUUGACCCCUCUCAAUCAGAAAGAUUUCUGGCUCCCAGGUGUAUUUUAUACAGGUAACGAGCUGAGAUUAGGCGCACACUCUUACAGGGAGUGCUCCUAAUCUCAGCUUGUUACCUGUAUAAAAGACACCUGUCCACAGAAGCAAUCAAUCAAUCAGAUUCCAAACUCUCCACCAUGGCCAAGACCAAAGAGCUCUCCAAGGAUGGCAGGGACAAGAUUGUAGACCUACACAAGGCUGGAAUGGGCUACAAGACCACUGCCAAGCAGCUUGGUGAGGAGGUGACAACAGUUGGUGCGAUUAUUCGCAAAUGGAAAAAACACAAAAGAACUGUCAAUCUCCCUCUGCCUGGGGCUCCAUGCAAGAUCUCACCUCGUGGAGUUGCAAUGAUCAUGAAAACGGUGAGGAAUCAGCCCAGAACUACAUGGGAGGAUCUUGUCAAUGAUCUCAAGGCAGCUGGGACCAUAGUCACCAAGAAAACAAUUGCUAGCAAACUACGCCGUGAAGGACUGAAAUUCUGCAGUGCCCGCAAGGUCCCCCUACUCAAGAAAGCAAAUAUACAGGCCCUUCUGAAGUUUGCCAAUGAACAUCUGAAUGAUUCCGAGGAGAAGUGGGUGAAAGUGUUGUGGUCAGAUGAGACAAAAAUCGAGCUCUUUGGCAUCAACUCAACUCGCCGCGUUUGGAGGAGGAGGAAUGCUGCCUAUGACCCCAAGAACACCAUCCCCACCGUCAAACAUGGAGGUGGAAAUAUUAUGCUUUGGGGGUGUUUUUUUGCUAAGGGGACAGGACAACUUCACCGCAUCAAAGGGACGAUGGACGGGGCCAUGUACCGUAAAAUCUUGGGUGAGAACCUCCUUCCCUCAGCCAGGGCAUUGUGGAUGGGUAUUCCAGCAUGACAAUGACCCAAAACACACGGCCAAGGCAACAAAGGAGUGGCUCAAGAAGAAGCACAUUAAGGUCCUGGAGUGGCCUAGCCAGUCUCCAGACCUUAAUCCCAUAGAAAAUCUGUGGAGGGUGCUGAAGGUUCGAGUUGCCAAAUGUCAGCCUCGAAACCUUAAUGACUUGGAGAAGAUCUGCAAAGAGGAGUGGAACAAAAUCCCUCCUGAGAUGUGUGCAAACCUGGUGGCCAACUACAAGAAACGUCUGACCUCCUGUGAUUGCCAACAAGGGUUUUGCCACCAAGUACUAAGUCAUGUUUUGCAGAGGGGUCAAAUACUUAUUUCCCUCAUUAGCAUAUUAAUUCAUAACAUUUUUGACAUAUGUUUUUCUGGAUUUUUGUUGUUGUUAUUCUGUCUCUCACUGUUCAAAUAAACCUACUAUUAAAAUUAUAGACUGAUCAUUUCUUUGUCAGUGGGCAAACGUACAAAAUCAGCAGUGGAUCAAAUACUUUUUUCCCUCACUGUACAAACCGGUGCGCCUGGCACCUACUACCAUACCCCGUUCAAAGGCACUUAAAUCUUGUCUUGCCCAUUCACCCUCUGAAUGACACACAUACACAAUCCAUGUCUCAAUUGUUUCAAAUCUUAAAUAUCCUUAUUUAACCUGUCUCAUCCCAUUCAUCUAAACUGAUUGAAUCAUUUUUAUUUUAUUUAUAUUUUUUAUUGCUACUAGGCCCUCUUCUUUCGUGUUGUUGAAGUGAGGGUGUCUCGGUUGCCUUCUGUCAUGUGGUGAGGUGUGACUUCCUGUAAGAGUGAGGUAUCUAGAAUCUGAGGGGACUCCCUGCUGUCACUGUGUGGGUGGAAAGGUGCAGGCUUUGCAGACUGCUCUCUCACUAUGGGCUGCAUUUUUGGCUGGCUUUAAGACAGAAACAGUGUCAAACGCACACUCUUUGGCAAUAUAGUCUUGUAAAAGCAUGGACUAAACAUUUUCCAAACCUGGCGCCAGGGUUGGUAAUUUACCUGUCUUAUAUCAGCUUGCUUGUGCUGAGGUGGGAGGGGUGGAAAUAUGAGGUGUGUCCCCAAAAUCGUGUGCCAAAUGUGCAAAUGUUAAGCAGCACUAGUGGUGAUAUUGAAGACUCAAAACCUGGUCUUAGCAGUAACGCAAUUGGUUAUGGCAUCGUUUUUUGCCAGCGGAGGCGCUCAGUAGACGAUAACCAAUAUUUUAUUAAAAUAUCAUGAGUAGCAAAACAAUCAACAUAAUUUUUUUUUCUUUAUAUUGGAUAUUUUUGUCCGUGCAGCUUCUGUGAAAAGCUUGGACUCAUUAGGCCUAUUUAAUGAAAUGCCCAUUGAAUGAAAGGUGUCAGUGACUGUAGGAAGUCUGUUUAGGAACAUAAAGUUAUUACAAUAGACUGCUUAUGGUUUUUCCUUUAUCAUUUUGUUGAACAAUUAAUUACAUCUUCCACUUUCAUCUGUUGGACCUUAGUGUUAAAUUGUAGGAUUAGUGUAUACUAUUGAAUAAACUAUAUUCAAUGGAUAGGACAAACAUCCAUGCCUCCUGCCGAAGAGCCCUUUGGCCUACAUGUGCACACAUUGCCUUAUGCUCAUGGAACGAGAGAUGCGAUUUAUGAUAUCAUGCUUCUGACCCGAUCCUAUUUAGAAAUAUUGUUGUUGGUUAAAUUAAAUGAAAAACAAACUUAUUAGAAAGAUUCACCGUCCAAGGGUUUAUAGUGAGAAUGUACAUGGCUCGAAUGAAAUGCAAUUCCGUCUGGUAUUUCUGGAGAAGUGCAAAUAUUAUCUGUAAGAUGGUUCCAUGAUGUUUCUAAAACAUGACAUUUUCGAGCAGUCAUAACGGUGAGUGGACAUUCUCCCUUUUCUCUUUAUAUUGGAUCUUUAUCCAGCUCCUGUGGAAAGUUUGGAUGUGUGUAAAACCCUCCUUUUUAGUCUGUUGCCUUGUCUGUAUUAUACGCUCAUGGGGUGCAAUUAUGUUGCGUGUAACUGUAUUUAGACAGCCUAUUUUUAAACAAGUUAUUUUGUUUUUAUUCGAAUUAUUCUUCAUAGGCCUCAUCAAUAGCCUAGUGAGUGUAAUCUUGCUUAUUGACUACGUUUAGCAUGUCCAGACUGCAAUUUACAGAAGGCCUAGCCCCUAUAUUACUGUGAAUGCUGUAGCCUAUGUUUAACAAUGUAUUUCCAUAUUGAAGCAAUGCAAUUAGUGUGUUGACUGCAAACAAAAUAUUUAGCAAAUAUGGGGCAGGCUAUUUAACGAACUAGGCUAUAACGGACUAACAUUUGAAUUGGAGUUGAUGACAGCACACUACAUUAAAGACCGUAAAUACACAACUUGAAGCAACCACAUAUUUAGCCAUGGAGCACAUUCUGAUUGGCCAGUAAGGGGCCAAGCCUCGACAAACCCACAACUUGUUUAUUCAACAAAACCAAGCUCUUUCGCGCCACUGCACCCAUAAUUCCGGUUGUGAAAAUAGCAAAAAUAUUUCGGACACCCCCUGAACCUAUAACGCUACUGCCAACGCUAAGAUUUAAAAAUUACGUUUAAUCAUAUCUGCAGGAAUUGCAGCUUUUGAAUGUAUGCAAGAAUACAGUAUGAGAAAAGAAACGUUCACGGCUACGCUAAUGAUCAGCCAUAUCCUUCUAGACUCACACAUCCACUAUCAGACUCCAUAGUGACCAACAGCUAUAGACAGUUCUAUACUAGGCUAAUUUAAUUCACUCAGGUGCAGUUGCAGUAUGACUUAGCCCCCAUCAGCUGAUACAGUAGCCUAUACCUGGACAUCUGUCCAACCUGUAGCAGGCCAGUACAGCCGAGCUCCGGAAGACAGAAACACAGCCUGGGGGAGUUUCUCUGUAGGGAACCCACCUUCUGCAGCCUUAGCAUUUCCACUCUCUACUCACUGUAAAUCUGCACACUGUUUACUGUAGACCUUUUUAUAGAGCAGAGCUUUGACCCCAACCUUACUGGAAGGUUUAAUAAGGAAGCCCAUCAGUGCACAGCUCUCGCUCUCUGCUGCCCCAAGAUGGACCCCCACUGUCUCCUGGCCUGUGAAGUAUGAUGAUGAGAGGAUGCUCUGUGCACACAUCUCAUGGUGCAGGUAAUAAGUGAGUUCCCUGUACAGGCUGGUGUAGGAUAUUUGCUGCAAGCAAAUGUUGGGUGAAUGGAGCCUAAUAUGGUUCUCUAUACUGGGACAGAUGCAUUUGAUGCAAUUUCAACAGUUCUUUCAGAGUUUAGAAAUGACAGUAGGCCUAGGCUACAUUAGACUUUUCAAUCUGGCACAUGGUGUAUGUUCCAAAAGUCACCUUUACUUGAGGCAGAAGUGUUGGGAAGACUCUAAGUCAUCGAAACUCUGACCGACAGCAGAGUCCGUUCUCUCUCCCUCCUUCUCUGACGGCUGCCUCGUUCUCUCGGCUGUUUGGAGCGUCUCAUUAAUGAGCCUGAGCUCCAGGAAAACCUGAACCUCCAAUUCAGCAGCAACACUGUUGGUUCUGGCCAACCUGGUUUUUAUGCGAGGCACUCCACUCCGCUGUACUACAGUCAGUCUGGUUUUGUCCAUGCUGACAGAUAUGGCUGAGGACUGAGAAGGUGGGAGAAGAGGCCCCCGUCUGCCUGAGCCCUCCUCCAACCCCUUGCCCAUCAAGGCCCAUGGCACCGAGAUAUCUUCUUUGUAUCUCAGUAACUGGGAGCCGGCCCUACCAUCAGUAGUUGAUGGCUAAAUGAUAUUUUUCAAUGUUUUAAAUGUCAACUUCCUUGAUUGACAUGGAAUUGAACCACAUCCUGACCGGCAUAUCUACUUCACUAACACCAUCAUAGUAUCUCGGACAGCCACUGAUUGACCUCUCAGCUUCUCUUAUAGCUACCAAAUUCUGGACCUUUAACCCCUCACAUACACCUACUGCCUAAAACUGCUUAGAAAUGGUCCUGGCUUGGCUGUCACGUUGCACCCGAUUUAGCCUAUUCUCACUUCACACACCUAGUUUAUUCACAUGCACUCCACCUGUAAGCUACAUAUUAAGCGCAGUCCACACACACAGACACACUAGCGCUCACUGCUCUCAAUCAUUCCUUAAGCCAUAGCCCUACUCCUUAGCGCUUCUCUCAAUCACACACUCACUUCUCACGUCUGUCCUCAAUACACUCUCCAUCACACAAAUCCUUUAGCCAGUCCCCUAACCCCCUCCCAGGAGCUCCACUGGCCCAUUUCCUCCUUCACAGCACGCCUGCCUCCACACCACAGACUUCACAUUCUCAUUAUUUUUUUACAAGUGCAGACCCCUGCUCUUCUAAGCCAGAUGGGAGCCCUUAAGUCCUGUGUGAAAAGAGCUACUGCAGCACCUCAUUCAUCUCGCCUCCCCAGGCCCCCUUUUCUGAGGUCACUAGCCCAAAUCGGCCAGCAUGUACAUUUUUCCCCCAUCUGGCAGGAGUGUUAAGUCAGUAACCUGCUAAAAUUUUAACCAGUGUUGCUCGAAAAGCUACUGUUUAAUUAAAAAGCAGCCUGGUUUUAAUGGUGCGGCGGAAGCUUAAAACGUUCUUAGCGUUUUGCGCUCCGUUCCACUCUCCUCUCGCCUGUUUUAGAGUGACUGCUCUAGGUAUACUAGAGGGUAAAAUCUUAGUGCAGUUUCUUAGUCUGUUGUCUAGUUUUGUGUAGACAAGACAAGGGCAUUUUAUCAAGUCCAAGAGCAAGGCUGUAAGACCAAGAUCCCCAAAACUUAGGCUAUGCAAGUCCCAAGUCAAGCCCACAACACUCCCAGUCAAGACCCAGCCUACUAGGACUACGGCGUCAUUGUUUAGCAGUAGGCUAUUUGAGUCAGUCCCAAAGAAUCAGUGUGUUUUUAUGAAUGAGUGUUAAAGAUGCACUAUGCAGAAAUCGCUCCGCCAUUUCCUGGUUGCUAAAUGUCUAAUAGUUCGCCUAAUUUCAGUUUGUGACGAAACACGCAAGUAUAGUGUAGAGUCAUUGUACCAUCUAAACCGCUGUGAAAUAUAUUUUCCAUAACCAAAAAUAUUGUAUUUUCAGCUGUACAAAACUGCAAGUUAGACACAAAAACAAAACUUAAGACCGGGAAGCAUAAAAAAGAUCUACUGCUUCUUAGACUUGCUUUCAAUGAGAAUGGCAGAUCUAUAACUCCCAUUUCUAUGUGAAUUUGGUCGGGUCACCCAAAAAGUUACAUAUUGCAGCUUUAACCACUGAAUGAUGAUUGACUGAAUGGACUAACGAGUUGAAUUUUCAUUGAAUGUGACUCCAUUGAGUCUAUGCGUGUGAGAGGACAAGUGUGACAAAUUGAGAAUGGUUGAUUGAGAACUAGUGAAUAGUCGAGUAGUGAAAGAGUUUAUGAAUGACACCAGCAUAUUUGUUCAUAAAUUCAGUGAUUUAAUUAUUCAUAGUGUUUACGACGUGAACCAAAUUUGAACUUGCACGGCUAUUAGGCUGAAGUAUGUUUGAAUAAUGUCAUGCCGUGUAACAAGCCUACACGAAGACCUUGUUUGUGUGUUACUGUGCAUAUGUCACUCCCUCCUGGAGUCUUCUUAGAUGGUACGCUAAAUAGAACACAUAGCCUUCGUGUUGACAAUGUCUCCCCAAGAUAAAAAAAAAACAACACUUGAUUUUUAUUUUUAUGGUGAGCUGAAUACAGAGUCCAACAUAGUGUAACUGUAGGCCUAGUCACCCGAGGCUGACUGUUUCUCUCCCUCCCUCCCUGUCUGUGUGUGUGUGUCAGGUGGUACCAUGGGAAGCUGGACCGGACCAUUGCUGAGGAGCGGUUGCGGCAGGCCAGGACCCCCGGCAGCUACCUCAUCAGGGAGAGUGACCGCCGGCCCGGCUCCUUUGUCCUGUCCUUUCUCAGCAUGACCAGUGUGGUCAACCACUUCAGGUCAGGACAGACACACAGACAGACACACAGACAGACUGCGGCAGACACACAGACAGACUGCGGCAGACACACAGACAGACUGCGGCAGACACACAGACAGACUGCGGCAGACACACAGACAGACUGCGGCAGACAGAUAGGCAGACGCAGACAGGCAGACGCAGACAGACAGGCAGGCAGACACAGACACACAGACAGACGCAGACACACAGUCAGACAGAGACACACAGACAGACAGACAGAGACACACAUACAGACAGACAGAGACACACAGACAGACAGACAGAGACACACAGACAGACAGACAGAGACACGCAGACAGACAGACAGAGACACGCAGACAGACAGACAGACACGGACAGACAGAGACCAGACAGACAGACAGAGCGCGCAACGACAAGACGACGCAGAGACCGACAGAAGAACACGCAGACAGAACAGACACAGAGACACAGACAAGAGACACACAACAGACCACAACACACAGACACACAGACGGCAGACACCCGACAGACAGACACACAGACAGACAGACGACAGACGAGACACGACACAGAGCAGACACACACAAGCCACACACAACCAACAGACGACACACACAACAGACAGACAGACAGGCAGGACAGAGACCCACAACAGACAACGACCACACAGACAGCAGACAGACAGACAGACAGACACACACAAGACCCAGACACAGCAGACAGACAGACAGCACAGACGCCACACAGACAGACAGACACACAGACGAACACAGAGACAACCGACAGACAGACAGACAGACACACGACAGCAGACACACGACCACGACACACACAGACACACAGACAGACCGACAGAGACCACACAGAGACAACAGCAGACAACACACACACGGCAGAGACCGAGACACACAGCAGAGACCAGACACAAGACAACAACAGAACAGACGACAGACAAGACGACGCAGACAGCAGAGACACAGCAACACAGCAGCACACACAUCGAAGACGGCCAAUCAAACAAACAGACAGAGACACGACACAGAGAAGACAAGACAGAGACACAACCACAGACAGACAGAAACACACACACAGACAGACAGAAGACACAGACAGACACAGAACCAGACAGACAGAGGACACACACGACAGACAACAGAGACACACAGCAGACAGACAGACUACACAAGCACAGCAAGCAACAACACAAGAGACACACAGACAGACAGACAGACAGACAGAGACACACACAGACAGACGACGAGAACACCACAGACAGAAACAGACAGACACACAACACAGACAGAACAGACAGAGACACACGACACAGACAGACACACACAACAGCAAGACAGACAAGACACACACAGACAGACACAACAAACACACACCAGACAGACAGACAGAGACACACAGACAGACAGACAGACAACAACACAGCAGACAGAGACACGACAGACAAGACAGACAGAACACACGACAGACAAGGACCAGACAGAACACACACACAGAACAAAGACAGACACACACGACAGACAGACACGACAAGACAACACACAGACAGACAGACAGGAGACACACAGCACAGACAGAGACACACACAGACAGACAAGACACACGACAGACAGACAGACAAGGACACAACGCACAGACAGACAGACACCGAAGACAGACAGAACCAGCACAGACAAGACAACGAACAGACACAGCACAGAAGACACCAACAACAACGACAGACAAGACAGACAGACGAACCAACACAGACACGAACAGACAGACGACAGACAACAAGACAGACAGACAGACACAGACACGACAGACCAGACAGAGACACACAGACAACAAGACAGAGACACACAACAGACAGACAGACCGGACAGAGGACACAGACAGACAGAGAACCACAGACACCAGACAGAGACACACAGGACACAAGUACAGAUAGGGACACAACGACAGAAGAUAGACAGACACAAGAACAGAGACGGACACUCACAGGAGGACACAGCACAGGCAGGACACAGCACACGCACAGGACAGAAGACCACACGCACAGCCGGAGACACACGCACAGACAGGACCAGAGGACCACCACGCACAGACAGAGACACCACGCACAGAGACAGACAGGACAGAACAGACAGACAGACCAGACAGACAGACAGACAGACAGACAGACACAGACAGACCGAGACACCAGACAGACAGGACAGACAGAGACACACAGACAAAGACACACCGACAGACAGAGACACACGACAAGGAACAGGCCAGAGAACACACAGACACAGGACAGAGGACACACAGACACAGACAGAUAGACACACAGACAGACAGACAGACAGACAGACAGAGACACACGCACAGGCAGACAGACAGAGACACACGCACAGACAGACAGACAGAGACACACGCACAGACAGAGACACACGACAGAGAGACAGACAGACAUACAGACAGACAGACAGACACAGACAGACAACAGACAGAGACAACAGACAGACAGACGACAGAGACAAAAAGACAGACAAAAACAGACAGACAGACAGACAGACGACAGACAGGCAGACAGACCCGGCAGCCCAGACAGCGACAGACAGAGACAACUACAACAGACAGACAAGACCCACAGCAGGCACACAGAGACAACCAGGCAGAAACGACACAGCACAGACCGAGACACACAGCAGAGACAACACAGACACACCACAGAGACAACAGACAGACAGAGACCAGCAGACAGGACAGCAGACAGACAGGCAGACAGCACGAGACAACGAGACCGACAGACAGACAACGACAGACAGAGACAACAAGCAGAGACAGACAAGAGACACACAGACAGACAGACAGACAAAACGACAACACACAGACGACAGACAGAGACACACACAGACAGACAAAGACAGACAGAGACACACACCAGACAGACACACAGACAGAGACACACACAGACAACAGACAGAGACACACACACAGCAGACAGACAGAGACACACAGACAGACAGACAGACAGAAGACACAACACAGACAGAGACAGCAGACAGACAGACAGAGACACAGCAACACAGACAGAGCGACAGCAGACAACGAACAGACAGAGACACGACAGCACAGACAGAGACACACAGCACAGACAACACAACACACAGACAGACAGACCAGCAGGACACAACAGAACAGACAGAGAACACACACAGACCAGACCAGGCGAGACAGACACAGAGACACACACAGACAGACAGACAGAGCCACACACAAGACAGAGACAACAGCAACAGAAGCAGACAGGACAAGACGACAAACAGACAAAGAACAGACAGAGGACACACACACAGACAGACAGAACACCACAGACAGACAGAACAGACAACGACAGACAGAAGGACAGACAGACAGACAGACAGACAGACAGACACAGACAGACAGACAGACAGACAGACAGACAGAGACACACACACACAGACAGACAGACAGAGACACACACACACAGACAGACAGACAGACAGAGACACACACCACAGACAGACAGACAGAGACACACACACAGACAGAGACACACACACAGACAGAGACACACACAGACAGAGACACACACACAGACAGAGACACACACAGACAGACAGACAGAGACACACACAGACAGACAGAGACACACACACACAGACAGACAGAGACACAGACAGACAGACAGAGAGAGAGACAGAGAGACAGGGAGAGACACACACACAGACACACACACAGACAGGGAGAGACAUACACACACACACACACACUGGGAGAGACACACACACAGACAGGGAGAGACACACACACAGACAGGGAGAGACACACACACAGACAGGGAGAGACACACACAGACAGGGUGAGACACACACAGACACAGACAGGGAGAGACACACACACAGACAGGGAGAGACACACACACACACAGACAGGGAGAGACACACACACAGACAGGGUGAGACACACACAGACACAGACAGGGAGAGACACAGACAGGGAGAGACACACACACAGACAGAGAGAGACACAGAGCAUAUAAACACUUAGCCCUUGAUCACGACUCUCAGUUCCAUUACAUUACACAUUAAGUCAUUGGACGACGGCGUCUUCUGUAAGGGGCAGUUUUGAUAAGAUCCCCUGACGCUUGGUCUGAACAUUAACACGCAUCACUUGCGGUACGGUUUUGGAAGCAUAAGGAUCUUAUCUUUCAUUUCAGCAAGAAAUUAUUUUAAAAAAUAACAGAAGGUUAAAUUGAUACACACCUUGAUACGGUUAGGGUUAGUGUUCCCACACGGCCAUAUCUCCAUGUUACAGCGCUUGUUUACGGAAAACAGACGGACGACGAGACGACCACCUGUGCUAAUUAGCUAUCUCGCAUGCGCCGAACACCUGUGUAUAAGUGUAACACGGGAAGUGUAGCGGAAGUGUAGUUUUGUUGGAUGGAGGCACCCAUAGCUGUAUGGAUCUGUGCAAAACUGCUACAGUAAGUACAUGUUUUUUGUUUGAAGGAUUCUUUCUCGCUGAUGAAAGAUCCGGCCCAUGUUUCGAAAGCCGCAUCGUGAGCGAUGAUUAUUCACAUUUCUAACUGUUAAAACACAGCGUCUGGAUUGUAGUUCACACGAGGGAGUCGUGGGUGACGCUAAUGGCUGAGAACUGUAGGGAGAAGGUGGAAUGCUACCUAGAGUUUUCGAGAGCUAAUAAACACAGAGUUCAUUCAUUCACAAUGCAGUAGUGUUGCACGGUAUACCGAAACGUCAGUACUUUUUCGAUACUAGAACAUGGAAAAGGGUUCGGUACUAGAAUGUGUUACUUUCGGUACUUCUGUCAAAUGUGUCUCACAUCAUGUACUGAUUGAGAGGAUACAAGUCUGUAUCAUUGCAGCCUAUGUUCCCUAUCAUGGCUAAUCCACUUACUCAUUGCUAGAGCGGCUGCAACUGUUUAGUUCCCCACUCAUGCGGCAUAGAAGUUAACACACUUGAAUAACGCAACAUGGCAUGUAGAAAUGUUGAAUCUGUUAAUUACUGUUUGCAAACAGUGUCCAUACUGGCCAGAACACUUUACAAUGCAAGAAGAUACCAGUAGCUUCCAGCUUUGUAGGCUAACUUUCCUUGCUAGCUUACAGCUGACACUAACAUCAAUUCACUACCCUAGUACUUUGUUUGUGAUAAUAUGCUAACCAUAAUGCAAAAUAUGCUUAUUUCAAAGCUUAUUGUCACCAAAAACAUUAUUAAUUCACUUAAUCGUGUUUCCCUCACGUCCAAAGAUUAUUUGACCUUUUGUCUCUGUCACUUCUCCCUCAUCAAACUCGACUCAACUGACUGUGGGCAUGUGCCUCGGAAUGAAUGACGUCAUUACUGGGUUAAAGAGACAGCAAGCUUUUAUAAAAGAAGAAGUUGCUACUUCUAUGCAAAUGUUGUUGAUCAGUACAAUAAAGUAAGUAUCUAAUGAAAUUGGAAGGGAAGCAGAGUGUUUUUCAUCUGCCAUUUCUCCAUUAUAAUAGUUUUUUACCCCGUCUUACCACCUCACCUGUAAACUCCUGAAAAACAAAGAAAUCCUAUGGAAAUCAUUGUUUGCAUGUACACACUCCUAUUGAAUAUGCAUUCACCUGUAUUGUGAAUAGGCCUAGGCUACAUCUUGAUUUAUCCAGUUUAUCAAUAGAAAUGUACCAUUCAAAUAAAAUAUUACCAUUUAUGUUAUGUAGUUAGAUUGUUAAAAACAAAGUCAAAUUAAUUGUAUGAUUGUAUAAUUGAUUCAGUAACGGUGAAAAUUUUUUACAGUCUGGGAUAGCAGUAGCAGGUGAAUUACAGCUAUUUGACAACACCACAAGGGCCUUGUACGACGUAUGAAUACAAACUUACAGGGGAUCGAUAGUAACAUAUUGCGAUAUUCUUUGACGAUAUGAUAUGGAUAUUUGACUAAAGGUAUAGAUUUGAUGAAGAACAGAAUGUAGUAGGUAGCGUUAGCUAGUGCUAGUCGCCUGUACCUGCGCCAAAACUCCGAUAUUAAACAUCCUAUAGCUUGUUCUCUUUUUAAAUAGUGAGCCAACAUGUUUUUAGGAUUUCUAUUUCUCUUACUGAUCAAAACGUGUUUUCUCAUCUCUCUGCAGCAGACAUAUAGUGAGCAAUAUAUUUGGAACAUCAAAUCGCAAAAUAAAAUUGCAGUAUGGAAUCGCUAUACAUAUAGAAUCGUGAGAAUCGCAGUACAUAUCGAAUCGGCACCUAAGUAUCCUGAUAAUAUUGUAUCAUGAGGUCCCUGGCAAUUCCAUCCCUAGUGCAUACUGUUUGCAACUGUAUUUUAGUUUUUUUAUUCAACUGUAUUUGUUCCAAUGAGUUUGAUAGACCUGUCGAUAAGGCCCGACCUUUAUUCAUGACCAAUCCCUCCUAGACCUGAUCAACACCAGGCACUUCAAUAGACGAUUGAUAACGUACUAGGAAAUGAUGACGUCUCAUUCACAGCAUUACUUUAUAGAGACAUGAUAGCAUUGAUGCUAGGAACCCUUGUGGAUUGGUAUUAGGAAGGCAAAACCAUGGCAAGAUGUCCUUGAAUGGUGUCUAGUCUACAUUACCCCAUAGUCAGACUGAGAUGUGCUCAACAGAUGAGCUGAGAAUGAAGGAUUAUUCCGUGCUCCCCACUGUUUGCUGGCUCGCCAAUACUUUAAUCAUGUCCUUGUCGUCAUUACUGGAGCAAUUUCACACAAGACUAUUAUCUGAUGAGUCAUGGUGGUUUAAUGCAUGUAUUUUCCUUUUGUUUCAUUGAUCCCAGAGCAACUGGGCCUAAUUUUAGCACUGUGCUGCUCUGCUCUUGUACUCUUUUGAUGGUUUGGGUCAUUAUGUGGAAAAUUUAGACUAGUUGUCUGCUGAUAAAUUGUCAAUUUAGCUUAGGCCUAUUUGUACUUUCUGCACACUGUGCAUGCAUUGUGCUUAACAAUUAAUCGUAGUGUUGUGUGUGUGUGUGUGUGUAUCUGUGUGUGUUUACAGGAUAAUCGCCAUGUGUGGAGACUAUUACAUAGGCGGGCGGCGGUUCUCGUCCCUGUCGGACCUGAUUGGUUAUUACAGCUACGUGUCUUGCCUGCUGAAAGGUGAAAAGCUGCUAUCGCCCGUGGCGCCCCCAGAGGUAAGAUUCCAUUGCACUCAAGUAGAAAUGGAAGUUAGACAUUCUUAGACACGUACUCAAUAUAUCUGGGAAAUAUCUGUCCCAACUUCCCCUACACCCCCAGGCCAUAUAUCAUAACCACUCUCAGGAGAGAAGCCAGGCAAAAUACUAAUGAGUGGUGUGAGGCUGUGAAAUCAUCCUGGAGGGUGUCUGGUGGAAUCCUUUUCAUUAGGAAUUCUGAGGGGGGUUGAAGAUGUGAACAUUUUAGUGGAAGCAUGGGUUAAAUGUGCAGUUCUGUGUUUAAUUGUCUGUCUGUGCGUGUGUGUGUAGCCUGUAGAGGACAGGAGGAGAGUGAGAGCCAUUCUUCCAUACACCAAAGUGCCAGAGACCGAUGAAAUCAGGUAAGCACUAUAAGAAACAUCGAAAUACAUUUUGUGGAAGGUGAAUGUGUGUGUUUGCCCUGUUGGAGAUCACAUUAUCUGAAUAGUACAAAAACAGACCUCUCCCUUUCAUUUAGCGAAGCCCAGCACGCUAACAGAUGAGCCUGACAAUUCUUCAACAUGUCAGAUCUGAGACAAAUCUGUCUGAACCCUUCACACAGACACACUGCUAGCACAGACUUAGCUGGCUGGAAAGAACCAUGCAAUAUUUCUUCACAAAGGUGUUUGGUAGCUUACAUGAGACACCUUGUGGAGAAUGGCGGGUACUACACCCAAAGACUACCAUAUGUCAAAACAGUUCCGUCGACAAUAAGCUGUAAAGCCUCAAGGGUCCGCACUGCCUUUAGAUCUCAUAACUAAAUAGCCAAUCGCAAUUGAAAAGAACAAAGACUAUGUUUCUAGUGCAUUUUAGUGGGUUUUUGUGAAACAGGAGAUGCAGGUGUGACUUCAUGUGUAGCAGCACGUUAAGAUGGUAACACGUCUUUUUUGCCCCCUGAACGUUGAGCAGUUAUUUUUUUCCCUCCUCUCCAUGUCUGUCAGCUUCCUGAAAGGGGACAUGUUUAUUGUUCACAAUGAACUGGAUGACGGCUGGAUGUGGGUGACCAACGUGAGGACGGAGGAGCAGGGCCUCAUUGUGGAUGACCUGGUGAAGGAGGUGGUGAGUAGAGUACAGCACUCUGUCUGCUCUGCACAGGUCUAGGAUCAGCCCUAACCUGUAACCAUUCACUUGGGCUGUGUUCCAAAUCGCACUAUUCCCUAUGUAGGGCACUACUAUAUACAGGGAAUAGGGUGCAUUUUGGGACAAAGCCAUGGUUUGCCAUUUGAAAACGUCUUCUCUCAACCUUUUCUACUCAGCUGGCAAUUGGAGUCAUUAUGGGUCUUUUCAGAUGUUUUCUUUUUCAUUUGUCAUUACGUCUCCACUAAUUUGUUGAACUGUUCAUGCUUAUUUUCAGGGACGGGAGGAGGACCCACAUGAGGGCAAAGUGUAAGUUCUGAUUUGAGCUUUUUCUCGUAGGUUGCCAUAAUGUCUAUGUACAGUAUAUGUUAUUUAGUACAUAUGUAAACCUCUGUCAAUACAGAUCAUUUCAUCAAUACUUUUCUCAAUACCCACCAUUAUCCAACCCACCACAAAACAUUAACUCUCAUGAAAAUGGCUGUUUAGUUCCUAUUUUUAGACAGCCUAUCAUUUGAGGUUCAUUACGUCCCUGCCUCCUGGCUACCUCUACGCACGCAACCCAUGUUUACCCUUUCCUUCAGCCAAAUGAUGUUUUCAUGUUGUGCAUGAAUGGGCAGGGAAGCGUGAGCGAGAGCGUACUGUAUACAGUAUGCGUCUUUAGUGACUUCGACAUAAUCCAUGUUUGCAUCUACACGGCUCAAUGAAUCUCAAUGAUGUAGUGACUCUGACCCAACGAACAGUAAGAGUGUAUAUGUGUGUUCAUUUUGUUUGCCGGCCUCCCAAAGACCGAAAGAUAUUUUACAAAUCCAACAUUAAAGAAAUUGUAUUUUGUAUCUGUUAAUGAAUUCAGACUAAGGUUGCUUUGUUUUGAACCAGUAGUUGAGUAUUUGGAGUGAGAUAUCGUCAGAAUUACUGACAUUGGCCCAUGUAUGAGAGUUGACUAGCUGUUGACCUGAUGGGAGUUCACCAUUGACCAAGUCCAAUAGGAUCUAUCAGGUUGUGAUUCAUCAUCCCAGACUCUGAUCGGACCCUUCUAAAACCGCCCCUUUAAACCCAGCACAUAUUGAUCUGUCGGUUUUAUUUACCCUCCCAUCUCCCUUUUUAUCUCUAAUGGUCCUUCCUGAUCCUCUCUGUAGUUGGUAUCACGGCAAGAUCAGCAAACAAGAGGCCUACAACUUGCUGAUGACAGGUAGCAAGCACUAUAUUCUCUUUGUCUCUAGAUUAUACAUUCUCCUCACGAGGAAUGUAGAACAAUGGGAUUAUGCUCCCAUUUCUGUGAUCUUGUCGUCAACAAACCUUUUCUGUUGCUAAAAUAUAUGUUCUGAUCAUUUAUUGGUGGUAAAGCAUCAAUACUGUCAAUGUCAACAAUACCAAUGUGAUUUCUCUCUCCCUUAUUUAGUUGGCCAAGUGUGCAGCUUCCUGGUCCGGCCGUCAGACAACACACCCGGGGACUACUCUCUCUUUUUUCGCACCAAUGAGAACAUCCAAAGGUUUAAGAUAUGCCCCACCCCCAACAAUCAGUACAUGAUGGGGGGGAGAUACUACAACAGGUACGUGUCGCGGCGGCGCAUACUGUCUCCCAGUGCAGUAGUGCUGAACCAAGAGGUGUUUAAUAGAAUCAGGAAAUAACCUGGCCUAUAAAUAGUGCCUAGUGGUUUUCCUGGUCAUGGGAUGUGGUCAGGAAAGCCAUUUGGCCUUACCUGUAAUCAUAUCUGUAAUCAUAUAAAGAUGUUGUUGGGAUAUCCAGGUAUACAGUUCCACAUAGAAGUAGAGGUUAUACAGGAAGGACUAUACAGAAGUCUGAUGCGUUAGGAUUGAGUAUGGUGGUUAGUGCUGGUUGUUAGAAAUAACUGCCGUGCUCUGUCUCUUCUCUCUCUGGCAGUGUUGAUGACAUUAUUGAGCAUUAUAAGAAAGAGCAGAUCGUGGAGGGCUACAACCUGAAAGAUGCUGUUUCAGUGCAGGUAAGCCUGAGUCCACUAACCUCCAUUGUGGUGCUACUCCUGUCCAUAUCAGUUUGAGACGGCUAUAGAUGUGCAGGUAUUUAAUUGUGUUGAUGUGUUGUUGUUUUAUUGACAUUCAUGUUCAUGUAUUUCAGCAACAGGAACAAGUGCUCUCAGACUUGGUGGACGGCAAGGAGAUCUAUAACACUAUCAGACGGAAAACGAAAGACGCGUUCUACAAAAACAUUGUCAAGAAAGGCUACCUCCUAUUCAACAAAGGUACCCAUAUGUUUUUACGCUCAAAUGUCUGUAAAUGUAAUCUUCCAGACCGUAGCCCAUUUCUCUCUCUCCCACUUCUCCCUGAAGUGGUCACUGGUAUACUACCCCUCGUGGAUUUAAAAGGCAAGGAUAUGUAAGAAAUAUGAUGUAAACUCCCCCCUAAACUUGAGGAAGUGAACAAGUGUAGGCAGAUGGGAGGGAAUUGGCCUCAUGUCUUCUCCUCUCUCCUCUCCCGACCUUCCAGGCAAAGGCAAGCGGUGGAAGAACCUCUACUUCAUCUUGGAGGGGAACGACGCCCAGCUCAUCUACUUUGAGAGUGAGAAGAGAGCCACCAAACCCAAAGGCCUGAUUGACCUGAGCGUGUGCUCGGUGUACGGCGUGCACGACAGUCUGUUUGGCAGGUGAGACAUUUCACCCAUUACUAUUGAUCCUAAAUCUGAGUGAACAUUGACUGGGACAAGAAUGAAUCAGUGCAACAGAACAUAAGCCUAUGGCUGUUGUUUAUACAUUGUUUGUAGCCAUGUCUGAGUUUGAUAGGAGUGCAUACAUUCGAUUGGGCAUGUGCUUUUUCAGUAAUACCUAGCUGCUCCUGUUUUUGUUUGCAGGCCAAACUGUUUCCAAGUUGUGGUCCAGCACUUUAGUGAGGAACAGUACAUAUUCUACUUUGCUGGCGAGAUUCCUGAACAGGCACAGGUUUGUACUGAUCUGUCUCUCACACUCUCUCAUUCUCUCUUUGGGACAUUCUCCAAUCACACCAUUCUUUAGUCUAACAGUGUUCUUUCCUCUCUGUAGGACUGGAUGAAAUGUCUGCAGACGUUCUGCAGUAACCUUAGGAAACCCACCCAGCCCACUCCCAACAAGAGGCUCCGACAGGUAUAAACACACUGUCAAGUGCUAUUUUUAUUGCGCUUUAUCAUUUCUAAAAUUUUCAUUUUUCACAAAUAUAUGCACAAUGUGUAUUUUUUAAUCUUUUUUUAUAAACGACACCAAAUCAAAUUCCUAACAACAUUGUUUGAUAUGGCAAAAAAGUAUUGAAUCUUAAAAUGCAAGUUGGGCCUAACUCCCCAAAGAACAACCCCAAUUCAUCACUCCUUUCUUUAAAAAAAGUUUACUUUUUAGCAGAUGCCAUUUAUCCAAAGAGUCUUACAGCGAACACAUAUAGGUGGCCCAUGUGGGAUUUAAACCCACUACUUUGGAGUUCCAAGCAGCUGAGUCAUCAGAAACCCUGGCUGUGACUGACUGCCUGACUGUUGACCUGGUUUGUGUCCCAUCAGGUGAGCAGUCUGGUCCUGUACGUGGAGGAGGCCCACAAGCUGCCGGCGAAGCACUUCACCAACCCCUACUGCAACAUCUACCUGAACAGUGUGCAGGUGGCCAAGACCCACCCCCGGGAGGGCCAGAACCCAGUCUUCACCGAGGAGUUCAUCUUUGAGUGAGUCCCAAUUCCAACUCCAUUCAAAGCGUUAUUGGCAAUUUAGGGGGAAUUGGGACAUUUUUAUUUGGCUUCCAUACUGCACUUACUAAUGAUAUGUCAGUAAUAAUUAAUUGACACAAUGAAUUAGCUGGCCAAUCAUGUUUGGGUUCCCUAAAUUGAUAUCUUUCUAUUUUUUUCCCCCCCUUCAGUGACUUGUCGAGUGAAAUCAACAGGUUUGAAAUCAGCCUGAGUAACAAGACAAAGAAGAGCAAAGAAAGUGACAUCUGUGAGUCUCGGUUCUACUUAGACUAGAGCUAUGUCACCAAAUCAAACAAUCUCUCUUUAUAAUCCCAUUCCAUAUUGAUAUGAGAAAAACAGGACUCCUGCCACAGUGUUUUGUGUCUGUGGGUUCCACUAAUUGUCUCUCCUUCUGCCUCAGUGUUCAUGCGUUGCCAGCUGAGCCGCCUGCAGAAGGGCCAGAUGAUAGACGAGUGGUUCCCUCUGAGCUCCCACGUGCCUCUGAAAGGCAUCGAGCCGGGCUCUCUGAGGGUGCGAGCCCGCUACUCCAUGGAGAAGAUCAUGCCUGAGGAGGAGUACAGCGAGUUCAAAGAGGUCAGACACACACACUUAUUAUUGAAGAUGAUGAAUUAAUUCAUUAAUGAAGGAUUACCAUGAGUCAAGGUACAAAGACCAGCUCAUACUCGGUUGCACUAAGUUAGACACCAAAACAUGGAUCAGCAGUUGGUAACAAAUACUGUAUUACUUGUGAGGUACAUAGUAUGUGUCCUGGAAAAAGACAUGUGAAAAUGAUGGCCACUUGUUUGACCAUAGGUCACGGACAUUCACUGUCUGUCUGUCUGGUUAUGUGUGUUUGUGUGUGUGUGUGUCCACAGCUGAUCCUGCUGAAGGAGUUCCAUGUGAUCUAUGCUCUGGCCCAUGUGUGUGGGCAGGACCGCACCCUGCUGGCCAGCAUCCUGCUGCGUAUCUUCAGACAUGAGAAGACCGAGGCCCCCUUACUCAGGACACUCAACGACCGAGAGAUCAACAUGGAGGGUAAGACAAACACGCCUCUAAAUAUGAAUUUCAAAACAUGCAAAGAUAAUCUAUUGUUGUAGCAACAUUGUGCUGUUUUGAAUGGCUCUUUAUCAUUGUGAAGUAGGUUAUCUCCACUUUUAGAUGCUUUGUGUUUAUGAUUCCAACAUGAAAGCUAUGACAGACACACACACUUGGCUGAUGAGAAGUCUCCUCUCUCUGGUGGUUCCCAGACGAGGCGACGACCCUGUUCCGAGCGACCACGCUGGCCAGCACGCUGAUGGAGCAGUACAUGAAGGCCACAGCCACACCCUUCGUCCACCACGCCCUCAAAGACACCAUCCUCAAGAUCAUGGAGAGCAAGCAGUCCUGCGAGGUAAACACACACACAAACACAAACACAUUUUCUGACAUGCAGAAAGGCUUUAGCCUUAUUUUGUUUAGCCCAAGCUCUACCUACUGUAGUUUGGCAACAUCUUGCGUCUGUAAAGUUACUUUAGUCAACUCUUUCAGCAGAGAAGUGCGUGGGCUACAACCCAGCUAUUCGUUACUUUAUCUCCCGAGCGGAACACUUGGCAUUUAUAACAUCAUAUCAGUACUUGGGCUACCCAGAAGACAAAACAGUAACUCAUGUCACAAUGACACAGAUUCAACCUUGGCAUUCACAGUGCUGUUGUGAUCUCACAGGACUCUUCAGACUGACUGAAUGUCUCCUCCAGUGGAACAGAGGGCAUUACACAUUAUCUUCCACAGUUGCUUUCAACAGCAAAUCCUACUCUAGUGAAAGAAUCUUAUGUAGCCCGUCAUAUUUUUGUUCACGAGCACACUUCUAUUUGUAUGAUGGCACAUCAUCUUUUUCCCUCCCUCCCUCCCUCUGUUUUUCUGUGUGUCCCCCUCACUAGCUGAACCCCUCCAAACUGGAGAAGAAUGAGGAUGUGAAUCUGAACCUGGCCCACCUCCUCAACAUCCUGUCUGAGCUGGUGGAGAAGAUCUUCAUGGCUGCUGAGAUCCUGCCCCCGUAAGCACACACACACACACACACACACACACACACACACACACCACUCCACGUUGCACAUACCAACAAACUAACACGGGAACCAUCCACAUAGGGUUGGGCGACGUAUGAACUUUUGGCAUAUCGUCGAUCGGGACUCAUUGAUUUGGACUAACAAAAAGACGAAUCAAUCCCAGUUGUUCAUUUGACUAGAAUUCUGAAAUGUCACUGUCUGCACUGUUCUGCUUUGUCAAGUGUAAAUAGGUUAUCAUCUGUCAUCGACGAUGACGUCCCCAUCGACGAUGGCUGUCAAUCAUUAUCAACACCUGAUGACAUCGUUCAUCGGCCCAACCCUAAUAAGUAAGGAAGUGUAUAUCCGACCGGCAGAACAAAAACGUAGGUUUAGGCAUAGGGGUCGAAAUUAAUUGAGGUUAAGGUUAGGAAUAGUUUCAGUAAGGGUUACGGAAAGGCAUAAAAGUAACAUUGGGUUAGCGUACCGCCGCCAUUUCAUUUUCUGCCGGUUAAAUAUGCACUGCCAUUUAAGUAACCAUCUCCAUAGUUUGAACCCUGUAUAUCAUGACAUUCUCCUGUAGUACAAUCAAUCUAUUAUGUCAUCAGACAAAACAACAAAUGAACUGAACACAUUAAGUACGUCCAUAGGAUAGUUUGAAGUUUAUACCGUAUAUUUAAGUCAUGUCCCAGUACAUUCAGUCUUCUCACUCUCUCUCUCUCCCGUGACCUUUCCAGGACUCUAAGGUAUAUCUAUGGGUGUCUGCAGAAAUCAGUGCAGCAGAAAUGGCCCACCAACACCACCAUGAGAACCAGAGUCGUAAGGUAACUACCCAUACACACCAUGGAUCUACUUUGCCAUCUGCAACCCUCAUGGAUAGUCAGCUCACAGAAUUAGAAUGGAUCAUUAGAAACCAUUCUAGUUUUAUGGUGCCUUUGGUCAAGGGGGGAACGUUUGGGAAGCACUGAUCUAACCAAUACUUGUUUGACUCUUCCCAGUGGCUUUGUGUUCCUGAGACUGAUCUGUCCUGCCAUCCUCAACCCAAGAAUGUUCAACAUCAUUGCUGGUGAGCCUAUACCCUUUGUAUUUGGUAUUGCAGAAAUUGAUUAUUUCUUAGCAUGGAUUGAACAGUAUGAGUCCAUACAUGACUUUUUUUUGCGUGUAGACCCUCCCUCUGCAACAGCGGGCCGUACCCUCACAUUGAUUGCCAAGUCUGUCCAGAACCUGGCUAACCUGGUGGAGUUUGGUGCAAAGGUAUGGCCACCUUAAACAUCAUACACUGUUCUGUGUGGGGACGUUCGUAUCCCUGUGUUGUCUAAGCGCAGGCAAACCAAAGUGUAAUCCUCCAUAGAUGUGCAUUGUACCUCGUUUCCAUCCUUCAGGAAACUACUGAAUACUUUGACAAAGAUGGUAAUGGAGUGUGUUCCUCUUCAAUCUAGGAGCCCUACAUGGAGGGAGUGAACCCCUUCAUCAAAAACAACAAACAUAGGAUGAUCAUGUUUCUGGAUGAGUUGGGGGUAGGUUACCUGUUUCCAUCUCCUUUAGACACAAUUGGAACUCUUUAGAAACCUGUGGCAGUUCUGUUCCAAUGUCUAGGUAAGACGUUAACGUGUGUGUCCUUUACAGAAUGUCCCUGACCUCCCUGAAGCUACAGAGCACUUUAGGACAGACCUGUCCCGUGACCUCGCAGCCCUGCAUGAGAUCUGUGUCUCACAUUCAGACGACCUCCGCACCCUGAGCAACGAGAGGGGAGCACAGCAGGUGUGUGUGGCAAGGGCAUUCAACCAGUGAUUGAAAGGCCAAAAAGGCUUUUUGAAUCUGUUAAUGACAAAUGGUACCAAAAACAUGCCAUGACGAUUGUAAACCAUGGCUGUCUCUCAUGUUUCUCUCUUUGUAGCACGUGCUGAAAAAGCUGCUGGCCAUCACUGAGCUCCUUCAGCAGAAACAGGUUCACUAUGCCAUGUCCAACAGCAACAGGUAGUACAGUACUCCUCCCCUCUCACCCUCCAUCCCUCCUCCUCCUCGCACGGAGUCGCACACGGGACCUGACCCAGCAUGCUCCACUCAUCACCAUGGCAACCCCACCCCUCAUCUCCUCCGACAGCCCCGCCCACCAUAUUUCCCAUGCCACGAGAACAGCAGCAAACCGAACAACCAACCAACGCAGUACCUAA
Molecule: messenger RNA, 28185 nt
Organism: Coregonus sp. 'balchen'
Lineage: Eukaryota; Metazoa; Chordata; Actinopteri; Salmoniformes; Salmonidae
Source: the annotation of a GenBank genome assembly